GAAAUAAUAUAAUAGAUAUGUAAUCGAUUGCGCAUGUUUGUUACUAUUUGUUAUUCUUUCUUAAUUCCCUGUUUCUUAAUACGUUCCUAGCCCAUGUAUACUUGACAAAAUUUCAAUUUCUCGAGAUGCUCCGACAAUCUAAUGCGACAUUGUAUAUAAUCACUGUACGCUGAGUUCCGCCUGGACCUGUCAUAUGUGCAACUUGAACGGUCGGUAACAAUUGACAGGUCCAGGCAUUAAUGGAAUUCAGCGUACAUCAUAUAUUUCGUCAAAUAUAGUUUUCAAAUUUGACAAUGGGUGACGCAGAAAGGAUGAAAAAAGAUGGGAACAACGGUGAAGACACAAAAAAUGUCAAGAAAAAAGACCGAAGUCACAUAACGGUGUUACCAGGAACAAAUCCAGAAAUGUACAAAUGUAACGUGUGUGAAAAAAUAUUUCGCAGCAAAAAAGGAAAAUGUUAUCACGAUUCUUGUAUAACAGGAAUCAAACCAUACAAAUGUAACAUUUGUGAGCAGAGCUUUGUUAAACGUUCACAUUUUGAAUACCAUGAACGUGUCCAUACCGGCUAUAAACCAUUUAAAUGUUCCUUGUGCGACAAGGCAUUUCCACAAAAAUACAAAUUGAAUAGACACAUGAAUUCGCACAAACAUGAGAAAGAAUUUGCCUGCAAAAAAUGCAGCAAGCGUUACAGCAAGAAGGAAGACUUGAAUAAUCAUGAAACCGUUCACACUGGCCAGAGACCGCACGCUUGCAAAAUAUGUGACAAAUCUUUUGGAAUGUUGACAAAUUUGAAUCGGCACCUGCGAACGCAUUCAAAGGAAAGACCUUACACGUGCGACCUGUGCAGAAAAAGCUUCAAAGACAGUUCGUUGUUGAUUCGCCACAAGAAAAUUCAUGGCAAAGAGAGGCCAUUUUCAUGCGCUCAUUGUAAUCGACCAUUUCUGUCCAAGAGCGAACUCGCUCGUCAUCUCGUGAUACAUACUGACGUUAAGCCAUUUUCUUGCACUCACUGCAACACCAUUUUCCGGAGGAAAGACAAUCUCGAUCGCCACAUGAGGCAUCAUCAUGCCGAGAAUGACGUUGAAAAAUCGUCCGUCGAACCAGAAAAUAAAAUGUCGAGUCAGCUAAUUACGCCGAAGCCAAAAUUCACCAGAGUGAAAAAAUCUUUGAAAACUGUAAAGCCUCCAAAGAUCGUGCCAAAUAAUGGAGAAUUAACGGGUGCUGCGGCCGAGCUUGCUCGAGGAAAUUCGCAAAAUCAAAUAAAUUCUCGGAUGGAUUCUCUAGGUAACAUAACUUCGAUAAUUCGAGGACCUGGGGAAUUUAGUAAUGCAGUACCGGUAAUCAAUGGUCCAUCAAUCGGUCCCAAGAUACCGGCCGUCAUAGCAGCAGUAGUCGAGUCGGAAACGAACACGGAUCCAGCGACGAGAAUGAAAAAAAAGACAUGCAUUUAUACGGAACCAAUACCAUUGGCCGAAGCUGUUACUAUAAAUCGAAGAAUCGAAGAAAAAUUAUAUCCACAAAAUUCAAAUCUUACAAACAAAUAUUAUUUCUUUCGUAAAAAUUCAAACACUGUUGGUGAACAGGAAAGUCAAGGAUCUGCGGCAGGAAAUAGCUCCAUACCAUCGAUUAAUUCCAGCUCUGGUUGCCAUAAUACCGAUACGACUCAUUGUGACAACAAUAAGGCUUCAGAGAUUUCUCAAGACGUUGAUAAUUUCGUUCCCACGAUAAGAAUCAACGAGAGUUCGCAGCAUUUUCAAGAAACUAUCAGUAUUCAUCACUGGAGACGAAGAACCGCUGAAUUGUAUAGGUCAUCACGUUCAUUAGCUGACUAGAGUGUUAGUCUUUGUCAAAUUCAUAGCUUCAACAUCCAAUACGGCACAUCGACUCCAACAGCUAAUCUUGUCUAAACAUUGAUAAGAAGUUCAUUAUUCCUUAACGACCUUAGUACUAAGCAUGUACAUAUGUAUUUUUGUGAAAUAUAAAUGACACGACUUAAAA
This is a messenger RNA of Venturia canescens, 1998 nucleotides long. RefSeq names its product zinc finger protein 84-like. Lineage: Eukaryota; Metazoa; Arthropoda; Insecta; Hymenoptera; Ichneumonidae. Gene Ontology annotation, biological process: regulation of gene expression. The record is from RefSeq and is a predicted model, not a curated record. Gene Ontology annotation, cellular component: nucleus. The transcript has 5 exons. Bases 294 to 1832 code for a protein of 512 amino acids.